ACGUUAAACUUCUUCAUUAACGACCACCAGAACAGUGUCGAGUUCCUCAAGACGUCCUACAACUUUGGUUCGUUCUCGAAGUUGGUUGAGUUCCUGGACUUCAGGGACCGACUCUCGAACAGUUUGCAAUUUACGCUUAUUUCGGUUGAGGCCUUGCUUCUGGAGAUGGUGUGCUUCAGCGGCACUCUGGCACAGAAUCUGGCCGCCUAUCGAUUGAUGCGGAUCAAGCCACAAGAGGAUCGGAUCAAGUGGGACGAGAUGAGCGACAAUCGCGACUUGACGAUAUUCGUUCACUGGGAUCCGGUGGUGGACUAUUCUAAGGUACUCCCACCGGAGGGCGCCGAAUCCGUGCUGAAAAACAACGAGAACUACGCCAUCGUGCUGGAGUCCAAGACGGUCGAACAGCUGCGUGAAGAAUGCCAGAAGGAAAGUUUCAUGCAGGAACUGGAACUGCUCCAGCUGCGUUCGGGCUUGCUGAGGCUGGUUUCCUCAUUCGUCGAACUGUUCACCAAGGGAGGCGACGACGAGUACCAAACGGCACAGGACCUAGGCAGCCACUGGGACGAACUGUUCCGAACGGUACGAGCCAAGAACCGACUGCCGGCUUGCGAACGAUUUCUAGUCAAUUUACUACCGUCUCGGCUGCACUCGGUGCUGGCGAUGCCGUACGAAACCGUUUUUCGAGAUUUGGCCAGCUUUUUGCUGGCGCUGUGGAAGGGCGAAAAGCACGAACAGAUCCGAUCCGGAGCGGAGGGAUGCGUGAAGCACGUCAACGAACUGUUCGCGCUGAUUGCGAGCUCGAUCAAGACGUACAACACCUCCGUAGAUUUACUGUGGAAUCGGAAGAAGGUUCACGACACGGUGAAUGCCUGCGUUGAGAUUGCAUCGCUGAUUCUGUUCGUGAUGACCGUAUGUUUCGACAAGUACUCACAAGCGCCUGCACCGCAGCCUACGCGAAAGGUCAAAAAGAAGGAUUCAGAACAGAACAAUCAUGAGCCCGCGGUGGUCCUCAUGACGGACAAGAACCGACUGCAGCUGGUGGUGGAUGUGCUGCGAGCGCUCAAAACGAAUCUGGUGGACUGUGAAGCGGUGCUUUGUAAGUAUAACAUGGAUUUUCUUGCUCGACAUGGCCGAUGUAAAGAACAUCCAACUGCACAACAUCAAAAAUUGUCACACUAGUUAUGGUAGUCUUUC
Molecule: messenger RNA, 1194 nt
Organism: Aedes albopictus (Asian tiger mosquito)
Lineage: Eukaryota; Metazoa; Arthropoda; Insecta; Diptera; Culicidae
Product: phagocyte signaling-impaired protein-like
Exons: 3
Coding region: 166-1179 (337 amino acids)
Source: RefSeq, a predicted model, not a curated record